Penicillium argentinense is the source of this 1716-nucleotide messenger RNA. Its product is annotated as FAD-dependent oxidoreductase. Gene Ontology annotation, molecular function: FAD binding; oxidoreductase activity. The transcript is spliced from 4 exons. The record is from RefSeq and is a predicted model, not a curated record. Bases 1 to 1716 code for a protein of 571 amino acids. NCBI's taxonomy places the organism in Eukaryota, Fungi, Ascomycota, Eurotiomycetes, Eurotiales, Aspergillaceae.
AUGCUGAAGCUGGGAGCUUUCCUUGGGCUGGCCGUAAUUCUCCCUUCAAUUGCGGCGUCGGACAGCUCAUCUUGCCGAUGUUUUCCCGGUGAUGAUUGUUGGCCCUCGGUGUCGACCUGGAAUUCCUUCAAUCAGUCCGUUGAUGGACGUCUGAUCGCGACGGUGCCUCUCGCCACCCCUUGCCAUGCGCCCGAGUACAACGAGAAGAAGUGCGAGACACUGAAGGAGGGCUGGUUGCUGCCAGAGGAACACUACCAAUCUUCCUCCUCGUUUAUGGCCCCGUUCUUUACCAACGGGACUUGCGAUCCCUACCACCCCGUCUCCAAGCCCUGCACGCUUGGAAACUUCGUCCGCUAUGCCGUGAAUGUCUCGGAACCUGCUCACGUCGCCAAGACAUUGAAGUUCGCCAACAAGCAUAAUAUCCGAUUCAUCAUCCGCAACACUGGUCAUGACUACAACGGAAAGUCUACCGGCGCGGGUGCCCUCUCAGUCUGGACACACAAUCUGAAGAGCAUCCAGUUCAAGGAUUGGAAGGACGAACACUACACCGGCAAAGUCGCCAAGCUCGGCGCUGGUGUUCAGGGAAUUGAGGCAUACGAGGCCGCUCACAAGCGUGGUCUACGCAUGGUUGGUGGUGAGUGCCCGACUGUUGGUCUGGCCGGUGGAUACAGCCAGGGAGGUGGUCACUCUUCCCUGUCUUCAAAGUAUGGACUAGGCGCGGACCAAGUCCUCGAGUGGGAGGUGAUCGAUGGAACUGGCAGAUUCCUCGUCGCCAACCGUACCCAGAACACCGACCUCUACUGGGCUCUGACUGGUGGUGGCGGUGGCACCUAUGGUGUCGUCUGGUCGAUGACCUCCAAGGCUCACCCCGACAGCAUCGUGUCUGGCGCGAACCUCACCUUCACUACCUCUGGCAUCUCGGAAGACACCUUCUUCAAAGCUAUUGAGAUGUACAACACCCACCUUCCUUCGAUUGUCGAUGAGGGUGUGAUGAGCUUGAACUUCCUGACCAACAACUCCUUCUCGAUCGCCCCUGCAACCGCUCCAGGCGUCCCACUGAAGAAGCUCGAAAAGAUCCUGAAGCCUGUUCUGGACGGCCUUGACAACCUGGGCAUCAAGUACCAAUACCACGGCGAAGAGUUCAAGUCUUAUCUUGAUCAAUUCAACGCCCAGACUCCCCUCGUCGAGAUCGGAGUCGCCCAGUACGGCAGCUGGCUUCUUCCCCGGGCCAUCGUUGAGAAGGGCAGUACUCGCCACGAACUGACCAACUCUGUCCGUACCGUCCUUGCCAAGCACGCCACAUUCACCACUGUCGGCGUACGCGUGACCGAAGACGUUACUGGCGACGUAUACAACUCCGUCAACCCGGCCUGGCGCAGCGCUAUUGCCCACGUGCUCAUGUCAACCCCCUGGGAAUUCAACGAGCCCAAGAAGAUGCAGAAGAGCCGAGACUUGAUGACCAACAUCCUAGUUCCUGCACUGAGCAACCUUGCACCGGACUCUGGUGCUUAUCUGAAUGAGGCCGACUGGCAGCAGCCGGAUUUCAAGAAGGCUUUCUAUGGCAAAAACUACAACAAGCUUCGCGCCAUCAAGGCCAAGUACGAUCCUCACUCGCUCUUCUAUGGCUUGACUGCUGUCGGCUCCGAUGAGUGGAUGGUCUCUGACAGUGGCCGUAUGUGCCGCGUGGGUACCACCUACGACAAGAAUGAGCUGUAA